This is a messenger RNA of Trichomycterus rosablanca, 999 nucleotides long. RefSeq names its product acetylserotonin O-methyltransferase (gene asmt). Gene Ontology annotation, biological process: methylation; melatonin biosynthetic process. Bases 114 to 695 code for a protein of 193 amino acids. The record is from RefSeq and is a predicted model, not a curated record. The transcript is spliced from 4 exons. Gene Ontology annotation, molecular function: acetylserotonin O-methyltransferase activity. Lineage: Eukaryota; Metazoa; Chordata; Actinopteri; Siluriformes; Trichomycteridae.
UUACAGAUGCUCUGGGGACAUUCUGCACUCUGCAUUUAUUGGUUAUAUUUAAAAAUACAUAUUCCUGGAAGAAGAAAAAAACAACUGUUUUGUGUUUGAGGUCUGAAGAGGAAAUGAUGAAGUUUAUGCAGCUCAUGAACUCCAUCUGGAACAUCUGUGGACGAGAUGUGAUCACUGCUUUUGAUCUUUCUCCAUUCAAGAGCAUCUGUGAUCUCGGAGGUUGUAGUGGAGCUCUGGCGAAGCAGUGUGUAACCGUUUACCCGACAUGCCAUGUUGCCAUCUUUGAUUUGCCGAAAGUUGUGCGGAUGUGCAGUGAUCACUUCCUGUCUGACAGUUAUGAGAGAAUAUUUCUUCAUGAAGGAGACUUCUUUAAGGAUGAUCUUCCUGAAGCUAAUCUCUACAUUCUGGCAAGGAUUCUACAUGACUGGACUGAUGAACGGUGUAUAGAUCUGCUAAAGAAAGUUUACAGAGCCUGCUUGCCAGGAGGUGGAGUGCUGGUGAUCGAGUCUCUACUGGAUGAAGAUAACAGUGGACCUCGCUCGGCUCAGCUCUACACCCUUAACAUGCUGGUUCAGACUGAGGGUCGAGAGCGCAGAGCUUCUGAAUAUACCCACCUACUUAAUGCCGCAGGGUUCACUGAAAGUCACGUCUCUAUGACUGGCAAACUCUACCAUAGCAUUCUAGCAACCAAAUGACAACAAUUCAUUUUUUUUGUGAUGUAUGAAACCGUAAACAGAUGCUUAGACUUUAAUCUAUUGCAAUUUUAUUAGUCUGUCAUUGCUUUUUUGCAUAACAAAGCCCUCAUGUUCUGAAGAGGUGCCAGCUCCCCACCCCCCUUUGCUAUUCAAAUUACAUUUGGCAUACAUGGAUACACCCAUGAAUUCACUCUGUGUAACAGCUGAAUGCAUUUAUAUAUUUUAAAAAUAUAUACAAUAAAAAAAUCUUAUUAUCUUAAAUAAAUCUUUAUCUGUAAUAAAUGUAAUAAUGAUUUAAAAGCUG